Hippocampus zosterae (dwarf seahorse) is the source of this 629-nucleotide messenger RNA. Its product is annotated as late histone H2A.2.2. Bases 249 to 629 code for a protein of 126 amino acids. The record is from RefSeq and is a predicted model, not a curated record. The transcript has a single exon. Gene Ontology annotation, cellular component: nucleosome. Gene Ontology annotation, molecular function: protein heterodimerization activity; structural constituent of chromatin; DNA binding. Lineage: Eukaryota; Metazoa; Chordata; Actinopteri; Syngnathiformes; Syngnathidae.
AAACGCAAGAGUUAUUGCAUAAUAUUGUCCCUAAUAGUUCGGUAGAAACAGUUUAGCCCGCCCUGAUCAUACAGUAAAUAUACAGUAUGAACCAAAUACUGUCGAAACAGGAAGUGUGUAGCUCGUUGCUGAUUGGACGACCGUUUUCCCGCAUCAUCUGGCCAAUCGCUGAGCAGCACAACUGCUUAUAAAUACAAAGCGUGUCGCUUCUGAAGCUACAUCCAAAUUUCAACUCAUCAGUAAAAAAAAUGUCUGGGCGUGGUAAAUCCGCGAAAACCAGGGCGAAGUCCAAGAGUCGUUCAUCCCGUGCCGGUCUUCAGUUUCCGGUGGGCCGUGUCCACAGACUGCUGCGUAAAGGUAAUUAUGCUCAGCGAGUAGGUGCUGGUGCUCCCGUCUACCUGGCGGCUGUACUAGAGUACCUGACUGCCGAGAUUCUGGAGCUGGCCGGUAACGCGGCCCGCGACAACAAGAAAACGAGAAUCAUUCCUCGUCAUCUGCAGCUGGCGGUCCGUAACGACGAAGAGCUCAACAAACUCCUUGGCGGAGUCACGAUUGCCCAGGGUGGCGUGUUGCCUAACAUUCAGGCUGUUCUGCUGCCCAAGAAGACCGAGAAAGCCAAGGCUAAGUAG